Morus notabilis is the source of this 1398-nucleotide messenger RNA. RefSeq lists its product as uncharacterized. Bases 74 to 1171 code for a protein of 365 amino acids. NCBI's taxonomy places the organism in Eukaryota, Viridiplantae, Streptophyta, Magnoliopsida, Rosales, Moraceae. The record is from RefSeq and is a predicted model, not a curated record. The transcript has a single exon.
CAAGACACACAAAAACGAACACUAAUAACAAACAUUUCAACAUUCCUUUCCGUACGACAACCCCAAAAAAAAAAUGGGUUGUGCUUCCUCCAAACGAGUUGACGCCGAUGCCUACGCCUACUGCCCGGCGCCGGCGAGCUUCGCCGUCUUCGACAUCAACUCCAUUCAGGAGCCGUGGAUUGUGGUCGAAACGGCGUCGCAUGACCAAAAGCCCACCCACGUUCCGGCCCAAAUCCUCGAGAAGCUCUCCUCGUUAGAAGCCGAGCCAGUUCCGCCCCACUCCUGGGUCGAGGUCAGCAAGGCCCUCGAGGACCUCAAGCCCACUCUCCAGCCCAGCCCAAAAAUGCUCCCCGCCCCGGAAAAGCCCGGCCCACUUCAGCCGCCGCCUGCUCCGGCGGCGGAGAAGGAUGGCAAAGUUGCGAAGAGCUUGUCUUUCCACACGUUGGAAGAGCUCGACGCCAAGUUGUCAAAACCCAAGCAGCAAACCGAGUUGAGAAAGACCGAGUCGAUGAAGACAGAGUCAAUAACCGAGUUCCGGACUCCGCCGGCAAUAGUUACAGGCGCCGGCGCCGGCAUUGGUGUGGGUAAGGGCUUGAGGGAUAACAUGUUUAUAGUAAGAGACAGGCAGGAGAGAGGGAAGGAAGGGAACCUCGCGAACUACGAGGAGAUGAUGAAGUUCAAGAGGGACCCACUAGGCGAGUUUCCCGAGAAGUGCCCUCCGGGAGGCGCCGACGCGGUGGUGGUCUCCACGACGUCGUUGCGUGGGGUUCGCCGGACGUACGAGGAUUGCAACAAGGUGAAAUCCGUCAUGGAGUUGCAACGAGUGGUGUUCGACGAGAGGGAUGUUUCCCUUCACGGCGAGUUCCUCGCCGAGCUCAAGGGACUAUUAGGGGAGGAGGUUGGAGUGCCGAGAGUGUUUGUGAAGGGAAGGUACAUCGGUGGAGCGGAUGAGGUGGCGGACCUGAAUGAGGCGGGGCGGCUCGGGAGGAUUCUGACCUAUGCUGGUGUGGAGCGCGGGGUUGGCCGGCAGGCUUGCGGGGGAUGUGGCGGGGCUCGAUUCGUGCCGUGCCUCGAGUGCGGUGGCAGUUGUAGGGUGAUGGUGAAUGGGGAUAAGGAGAGGUGUCCCAAGUGCAAUGAAAAUGGUUUGGUGUUGUGUCCGGCUUGUCUUUAGGGUUAAUUGUUCGCUGUGGGGUUCAAAUUUUCAUGAAAAGUUUACAUAUUGAAGUCGUGAUGUGUUAGUAAUGUAUUGUUGUAUGGUGUUCUCUAGCAUGUUUUAUGAUGGUUAUAUGAGGAUAUUAGUACAACAAUACUAACACGAUGUUACAUCUGUGGUGAUUAUGUAGUAAGUGGUUGCUGUUAGUGAUGUAUAGAAGUGCAACGGAAAAUGGUUUUUUUUUU